Messenger RNA from Carassius carassius (crucian carp), 2620 nucleotides. It is a transcript of the gene fam234a, whose product is annotated as family with sequence similarity 234 member A. The transcript has 13 exons. Lineage: Eukaryota; Metazoa; Chordata; Actinopteri; Cypriniformes; Cyprinidae. Bases 275 to 1921 code for a protein of 548 amino acids. The record is from RefSeq and is a predicted model, not a curated record.
AAAUUUUUGUCCUCCUCGCAGAAGAAUCCAUUGUCACAAACUCGCUCUUUUGUCCCAGUCGUGUCGCCGUACGCGGAGGUCUCGUGGUCAAACCUGCUCAGCAGCCCCUUGAGGAGCAGAAGCAUCUGUCAUUCACCAGCAGCUCCUGUCUGACGCAGAACACUCUGGAUGGGAACAGAAGCAGGAUCUGUUGAGUGUGCAUGAGUUUAGAUGCUUCUGCUGUCACUGAACGUACACGGUUCAAUUCAGUGCUGUGGAGGUCUGCUGCUCUGAGAUGGCAGAUGCACCAGGGAGCGGUUUAGAGGCGGAGCCUCUGAAGGGUGAAGAGACAGAAGGGGGCGUGUCUAAGAAGAAAAGCUGCUCAGAAAAGCUUGGCUUGCCUCACCUGACUGGGUGGCGCACCGCUGCCUUACUCCUCUCUCUCCUCCUGUGCCUGGCGGUGGUCUUCACCUUUUCAUUCAUCCUUCCCUGCCCCGUACGGCCUCAAUACUUCUCCACCUGGAACCGCACGUUACCUGACGCAGCCACGUAUGACUUCCUGGCUGUUGAGGACACAAAUGAAGACAAAGUCUUGGAUGUGUUGUUCAUCUACAAGGACUCUGAAGCCAGCCGUAACACGUGUUUGAGUGAAGAUUUAUCAAUCCCAUGUCUGGUUUUAACGGCUGUUGAUGGUACUGAUGGGAAGACGCUUUGGGAAAGACCUCUAGCUGCUGAAUUUGAUUGGGUGGAGUGCGGUGUAAAGGGCCUCGGACGUCAGGGAACAGGAUGUCUGGUGGCUCACGCAGACAAUCUCACAGCUGUUGAUAAAAAGACAGGUGUGGUCAGGUGGCAGCGGUCUCGUUCUACUGUGCUGAACGGAAAUCUGCCGCUGAUCAGCAUUCAGGAUCUGAACGCUGAUAAAGCAGACGACUUUGCUAUACUUUCAUAUAAUCCUGACGCGAAAUCAUUCAAAUCCGUACCGAUAGAGCUGGUGUUUUUCUCAGGACAGUCAGGUGAUCAGAUCGGCCUGAAGGUGAUUGUUGAUUGGAACGAGGUGUUUGGUCACCAGCAGUUCAGAACGGCCAGUGGUGCUCCGUACCUGCUGUUACUCACAAAAUCUGGACUCUAUGCGGUCAGUUUGCGAUAUCUGACAGAUCGGGCCAGUCUGAAGUCUGAGCUGAAGGAAGAGAAAAGCUGGAAGGAAAAAUCUGAUAAAAACACUGGAUUGAUCUCCCUCUAUCAGUCUGAUUCUCUGAAGCGUGUGAUGGUUGUUCCUGGCAGUAGUUCUCCAUCGCUGCUGGUCCAGACGGACUCCAGCGUGUCUCUGCUGCACACAGACAAACUGAAGAUGGCAUGGAGCACCAACACCAGCGCUCUGCUCAGUGUGCCAACAUUUGGACAAUUCGACAAAGAUGGAAUUCCAGACAUAAUGAUAGAGGAAUGCAUCGACAAUGAAACCAAAAGAGUGUUGGUCCUCAGUGGAAGCUCUGGAGUCGUCCUGUGGGAGAUGAAUCUGUUGUUCUGGACUCCGAGUCCUCGUCCGGCGUCGGUCCUCACACUGAACACCUACUCAGUGUUCAUGAUCUGGGGACGGAGUCCGAGUCACGGCAACCAGACUAAUCAGAUGCAUUCAUCAUUCCUGCUGCAUCCUCGAUAUUCCCAACUGCUGCUUGAAAGAAGAAAUCCUGCACAGAACAUCAUAUCUUUUAAAGCGACACUGUUGGAGCGAGGCCGUCAUGCAGGCUACCUCGUUCUGACGGGACGGUGCGGACGAGAGCACGCAGAAUUAAGUGAGAUGGAUCCAGUGAUUCUGACCAAGAGGAAGAUCAAGGGGGACGUCCCGGAGAGCACCGCUCUGAGAGUAGGAGCCGAAUCAGCCGUUAAAGAAGAAGAGGUGAAGGAGGCGUUCUACAGGCUGCGCUUCAGUGAUGCACUUUUCUGAAACACAGCACUAAUCUUCAUCCCAAAGGUCACUGGCUGCAUGUAGAACUUGAAAUUCACUCUUGAAAUCCUAAACAGCUCUGUUAAUCAGAUCUUCUAGUUUAAACUGUGCUUGAGAAUGAUUUCAUUACACCCAAGACACUUGCAGGAAACUAAACCAAAUCAGCAGGGUUUUGUCCCCAAUGCAUUUAUUUCAAACAUAUUAAUUUAUAAGUUUUGGGUCAUGCUGUAUUAUUUUAAGACAAUCAUAAACUACUGUAAAGCAUUUCAGAUUUUUCAUAGCCGGAGACUAUCAGGAGGUACAUUUAUUUGAAUAAUGAUCAGGGAUUUCAUAUAAAGGUGAGUCUCCUGCAGAACGGUCUGGGUCAAGAUGAUGUUAUUUGGAAAUUAGCCUAAAGGAACAGUUCAUCCAAAAAGGCUGUGUUCACCCUCAGGACAUCCAAGAAUUUGUUUUCGCUUGUUUUUUCAUCAAAACAGGUUUGGAGAAAUGUCGCAUUCCAUCAGUGUCUCACCAAUGGAUGCUCUGCAGUGAAUGGGUGCCGUCAGAAUGAGAGUCCAAACAGCUGAUAAAAACAUGACAAUAAUCCACAGCACUCCAGUCCAUCAGUUAAUGUCUUUUACAUUAAAAUCCACCCACAUAUUUGUUUAGAGCUGUUUUCUUUCAUAGUCAGUGCUUGUUUUUUUUUUUUUUUUAUGCAUU